AUGAGUGUUGCAGAUGAUUACAAUCGCAAACAGAGAAGAAUAUUGAACCCCGCCUUCGGAGCUGCUCAGCUCAAGGAGCUAUCCCAAAUCGCUAUCGACAAAGCCGUACAAAUGCGUGACAUCUGGAAGCAAAGAGAUCUCCAAAAUGGUGGUUCUGCGCGUCUUGAUGUUCUUAGUGGCAUCAUCAAAAUGACUUAUGACAUCAUUGGGUUUGGAUAUCAUAUCAACGCUCUUAGCGAAGACGAAGUACCCAACGAGAUUAAUGUAGCUUUCCAAGGAAUUCUUAGACGUGCCAAAGGCAGACCCAGCAUCUUCCCCGUACUCAAGUAUUUCCUGCCCCCGCUGCGCUAUCUCCCUACGUCUCGUAUGAAACGCAUCGCCACAGCACGUGCGGCGAUGAACCAUAUUGAAAUGGAUCUCAUUGCGAAGGGAAAGGCGGAGAUUCUUACUGCAGCAGGAGGCGUACCGGAGAAGAUAGAAAAGAACAUACGUGGACGCGACGUCCUCGCCCUCUUGCUGAAAGAGAAUAUGGCAGUCGAUGUUCCAGGGAAUCAGAGGAUGUCCGAUGAAGAUGUGUUGGCGCAAAUUCCAGCAUCUGCUUGGGAAGAAUUUAGUUGUGGACGCAAAGCACUGACAUCCGGUCUUGUUCUAUCGACAGAUUUCUUGUGGACGGCCACGACACCAGAGUCGACCUCAAUGGUUGAUCGUAGAAUCACACUAGUAGUCGCACAACUUUGCAUCACUUCCUCCGCUGCUGCCUGGGCGCUAUACGCGCUUUCUCAGCUGCCAGCUGCGCAGGAAAAACUGUGUGUAGAGCUCCGUGGCGUGAAUACGGAGAAUCCACGUAAGAAUACUCUCGAGGCGCCGCCAUACCUCGAUGCGGUUGUACGAGAAAUCAUGCGUCUAUAUGCGCCUGUGCCAGCGCCUGUGCGAAGUGUAGCUGAGGAUGCAGAAGUGCCGCUCAGCAAUACACUUUGUGGAUAUUAA
Molecule: messenger RNA, 987 nt
Organism: Fibroporia radiculosa
Lineage: Eukaryota; Fungi; Basidiomycota; Agaricomycetes; Polyporales; Fibroporiaceae
Exons: 7
Coding region: 1-987 (328 amino acids)
Molecular function (GO): monooxygenase activity; heme binding; iron ion binding
Source: RefSeq, a predicted model, not a curated record